GGGGGGGGCACACACACGACUCAGUGCUCUCCCCCGCAGGACCUGGCCGAGGUGUGCAAGCGGGACGGCGCGGAGCGAGCCGAGAAGGACGUGGACCGGGUGGUGGGCUUGGGCAGCUCCAGCGGCAGCGCCGGCCGGGUGAUGCUCUCCAAGGAGGACAAGGAGGCGGCCAAGCUGGGGCUCUCCGUCUUCACGCACCAGAAGGUCCCCGGCAGUCCCGAGGCGUCCGGCUCCAAGAGGAAGCAGGACAAGGAGGAGGAGAAGGAGGAGAAGCGGACGGAGAGCGGCAAGAAAGCCAAAAAGGAGAAGAAGAAAAAGAAAAAGAAAAAACACAAGAAGGAGAAGAAGAAGGACAAGCAUCACAAGCGGGCGGCCUCCCCGUCCUCCUCAGCCUCCUCUCCGGACCGGGAUGAGAGGCACCACCGCAGGAAAACCCAGGAUCGCCCCGAGGCGUCCCGGCACCGGCACCGCCACGACACCACGGACUCCUCCUCCUCCUCCUCCUCCUCCAGCAGCGAGGAAGGCUCGGGCAGGAGCCCCUCGCGCCGCCCGGCUCGCAGGAGGGCACGGAGCCGGAGCGGGGACGGCCACCGGCACCCGUCCCCGCGGCACAAGGGCAGGAAGAGGAGCAGGAGCCGCUCUCCCCGCUCCCGCGGCGGGGCCAGGCAGCGCCACGACACCGAGUCGGAUGAGUGAGGGGCUUCGCCGGGGAGAAAUGCCAGAGGUUUUCUAUUUUUUAAGGUUAUUCUUUAAAUUAAAGUCACAGCUCUGCUGGCGCCGUCUGGCUGGCGCGGGCUGGCCUGGGCACAGCCCGGACUAAGCGCCGGCGAAGCGGCUGGAGGGGAA
Messenger RNA from Oxyura jamaicensis (ruddy duck), 846 nucleotides. RefSeq names its product multiple myeloma tumor-associated protein 2-like. The annotation marks the transcript as partial. Lineage: Eukaryota; Metazoa; Chordata; Aves; Anseriformes; Anatidae. The record is from RefSeq and is a predicted model, not a curated record. The transcript has 5 exons.